AUGUUUACGGAUGUCGAACAGUUCUUGGACCCAAAGACAGAAUCCUGGUAUCAUAAGAAGGGUGUACCGUAUCACCGCGGAUACCUUCUGUACGGGCCACCUGGGUCGGGGAAGACAUCUACCGUACAUGCUUUGGCAAGUCGAUUCGACCUUGAAGUAUAUGUGGUCUCUAUCAGUGGCGCCAAGAUCAGCGACGUUUCACUCGGGAAGCUCAUCUCGUCAAUCCCCAAAGGUGCAAUAUUACUCAUCGAAGACAUCGAUUGCAUCUUUCCUCCCUCCUUCCGAAACGAUUCGACAAGGCUGGAUCCACAUGGCCUCCCCCUCUCCGACCCAUUUGAGGGCCAAAGCCGUGUGACCCUGUCUGGAAUGCUCAACAUGCUUGACGGCGCCGCAAGCGAAAGCGGUCGGAUUGUAUUUGCCACCACAAACCAUCUAGAGGCGCUCGACCCCGCCCUUAUCCGAGCGGGCCGCUUCGACGUCAAAGUGGAAUACAAGCUCGCGUCGCCUGAGCAAGGCAUCGCCCUCUUCAGACAUUUCUUUCCAGAGAGCGACGCGGCCACCGCCGAGACGUUCGCCAAGGCGAUCCCGCACAUGGAGCUGUCCAUGGCAGACAUCUCAGGAUAUCUGAUCAAGUACCGUGACGCGACUCUCGAAAAGACAGUCGCCGACGCGGCGGAAUGGGCGCGGAGAGAGGUCUCGGGCAAGUGUCGCCUGAAGUGCCUGCAGACCGGGGAACAUUCGCUGCGGAGCGAGUCAUCCGACCUCGGUGCGAGAACGCUCUUCUCCUGUUCCCCCAAUUUCUCGAUGUCUCCGAACGUGGAGAAGCGCAAUCUCGACUCACCCCUUCGCGGCGAAGUUCAGGUCGCUGAGGAUGAGGCUGGAUAUCCCGUUGAAGACUCUUGA
Messenger RNA from Heterobasidion irregulare TC 32-1, 903 nucleotides. Its product is annotated as AAA+-type ATPase. Bases 1 to 903 code for a protein of 300 amino acids. The transcript has 5 exons. Gene Ontology annotation, biological process: mitochondrial respiratory chain complex III assembly; protein insertion into mitochondrial inner membrane from matrix. Gene Ontology annotation, cellular component: mitochondrial inner membrane. The record is from RefSeq and is a predicted model, not a curated record. Gene Ontology annotation, molecular function: ATP binding; ATP hydrolysis activity. NCBI's taxonomy places the organism in Eukaryota, Fungi, Basidiomycota, Agaricomycetes, Russulales, Bondarzewiaceae.